Messenger RNA from Trametes versicolor FP-101664 SS1, 1588 nucleotides. RefSeq lists its product as uncharacterized. Lineage: Eukaryota; Fungi; Basidiomycota; Agaricomycetes; Polyporales; Polyporaceae. The transcript is spliced from 6 exons. The coding region runs from base 41 to 1240 and encodes 399 amino acids. The record is from RefSeq and is a predicted model, not a curated record.
UUCUCUCGCUCACCCCAUACCCCCUACAGGCUCUUCAGCCAUGUUCCGCUUCGCCCCCCUUGUCUCGCUCACGCUCGCCUCGAUCGCCCUCGCGCAGACGUACAGCGCGACGUACCUGCCCACCAAUGCGCCAAAGACGACUGAGCAGGGCCAGUCCGGCACGAACCAGUGCGGGACAGGCCACGACCAGAACUCGAUGUGCCAGAACGCGUAUCUGAACUCGCUCGACGACUGGUGCAUCUUCGCGCCCCCGCAGCCCGGCCCCGACUCGGUCAUCGGGAACACGGAGCGGAUCGAGGUCGCGUGGUGCACCGCGGACGGGCACGGCACGCGCCUCAUCCCCGACGGCUCGAUCACGGGCGCGCACUUCGUGCAGACCCCCGACUACGUGCAGAUUACGGGCGUCGGCGACCUCACGAAGAUCAACAUUCCUGCGGGCGACGAGGGAGGCGAGCUCGACCCGCACGGCGCAGAUGGAAAUGGAAACCCCAUCGGUGGUCUGGUGUUCUCAAGCGCCUUUGGAUCGAUCGCGCAAAUGCACGAGUGGACAAACUUCGUUUCCGACACCGAGUUUUGCUUCCGCGCUUGCAAGGACGGCCCCAACGCUCCCGCGCUCUGUCAGCACAUCUACGACGUCAUGGGCUGCGCAUGGAACAUGCCCGGAAACUAUGCGCCCGGCUCGUUCGACCGUUGUCUCGCUGACACUGGCGAGCCCAUGGGUGUGUACGGAACCUCGACCUUCCACCAAGGCGACCCCAGCACGCCCGCGGCGCACCCGGCGCCCCCGACCUCCUCGUGCACGACCACGAGCUCAAUCGGCAACGGCCUCGCCGCAAGCGCGUCCGGCAGUGCAAGCGCCUCGGGAAGCGCAUCUGGUGCAACCACCACCGGCCCCUCCGCAACACAGUCUGGCUCUGGCUCUGGCUCCGUCAGUGUUACUCCUUCUGCGACUGCCUCUCAGUCUGCGAGCGGUUCGGUUUCGGCGAGCGCGGCCGCUUCUACCAGCGGCGUAAGUGGUUCUGCUUCAGGUUCCGGUUCAGUCUCCGGCUUCGGGACCGCAUCCCAGCCGUUGAGCACUGCACCCAACGCCUCGUCUGGCUCCGCUUCGCGUACCGGCACGUCCUCCGGAACGGCCUCCGCCACUGGCGGCUCCAACGGCGCCGCGUCGUUCUCCGCCCCUGGCAUGCAGCUGGUGGUCGCUGGCGCCGCAGUCGUGUUCGGUGCUGCGCUUAUCGCCUAAGCGCCCUUCGCCUUGGACUCGCAAGCUACCGAACUAUUUGACGAACCCUGACGAGGAUGCUACACCACUGCCCCGCGUCGUGUACUCCAACCACUACCCCUACUACCCGGUUACCCCUGCUGCUCGCAUGUGACGAACCCUUUCUAUUGUCUGAUGGCGCACACGAGCCCGUACUGCUAAUGUCUGUUUUGUGCCAUUACCCCCUGUUGUCUUUUUGUGUACUCCUGGUCGUUCCUUGUUUCCGCUCAUGGACGAAACUACAUACCUACUGCUAUGUCUUGCGUUGUGGCGUCGUAGGAAAGUACGAGUACAUGCUUUAAUAUCUGACGUGCUUCGUGCACCAUACCG